GAGUCAGUAAUGAAGUCACAAGCAGCAAGAUUAGACAACAACCAGUCGAUCUCAGCUACGGAGCAGAAGUACGCAGCAGAUAUCCGCAGCGUGGCGUCCAGCAACGACAAGAUGAAGGAACUUAAUGCUGACCUGGAUACUGUUCUGGACCGCCUCCAGCAAAUACUCACUAACAACUUCGCUAUGGACGACUCUUGCUUCGACAACACAGCGCUACGUGAGACAGCCACUGAGAUGGAAGGCCUUCUGGGUACAUUAAUACGCGGCGUGGAGCAACGAGCCACGCUCAACGCCACCAAGGGACUCGUGUAGAAAAGAACUAAGAGGUACCUGUGUAAACGCCACGUUAUCACGAAGUGUGCUUACCAUGGGGCGUAGUGUGAGUUUACGUAAACGUCGUCACUAGUGAGCGCGAAAAAAAUUACAUUAAAUGUAUGACAAAUUGUACAGUGCCCUUAGCUGGAUACUUUUAAGAACUAACUAAACUAACUCCAGGACACUUACUAGUGACGACGUUUGAUGUAAAUACACACUAAGCCCUCAGGGGGCGUAGUGUGAGUUACGUCAAAUGCAUUCGAUAUCUACUGCGUUAAAAAAUAUAUGAAGUUUUUAGUUCUUAUAAGUUUCCGCUAGGGGCGCUGUA
Ostrinia furnacalis (Asian corn borer) is the source of this 643-nucleotide messenger RNA. RefSeq lists its product as uncharacterized. Lineage: Eukaryota; Metazoa; Arthropoda; Insecta; Lepidoptera; Crambidae. Bases 10 to 312 code for a protein of 100 amino acids. The transcript is spliced from 2 exons. The record is from RefSeq and is a predicted model, not a curated record.